AUGGCAUUAAAGUUUUAUGUUAUUUUUGCAUUUUUAUGUAUUGUGCCCAUAAUAUACGCUUGUAACGAAGCAAUAUGUGCAAGUGUUGUUUCCAAGUGUAUGCUUACUCAAUCUUGCAAAUGUGAUCUCAAAGAUUGUACUUGCUGUAAGGAGUGCUUCAAUUGCCUCAGCACAUUGUACUAUGAGUGCUGCAGCUGUGUUGAUAUGUGUCCUAAACCAAAUGACACUCAAACUGAGCUUUCAAAAGCAUCAUAUGUUGAGGAGUUACCAGACAAUGUACCAGGCUUGUUUGCAGCCCUAACUGGAGAAUCUGACCCUCAGCAAAGAUGGUUGUCCAUAACAUACCCUGUAGACCUUGAUAUUUCUGCAUUCCAACCAGCUGCAGAGAGGCAGUUGGUGUAUCAUCUCCAAAGUGUGGAACAAGAUUCGGAGCCAGUUAGUCGUGAUAUUCUCACUUUUAACUGUACUGUGGCAUACAUGUCUCAAUGCAUGUCCUGUUCCAAGUGUAAGGCGUCUUGUAGAUCAAUGGGCUCCAAUAGCUUUAGAUGGUUCCACGAUGGAUGCUGCGAGUGCGUGGGCGAUAAAUGUAUAAAUUACGGGAUAAAGGAGAGCAGAUGUCUGGCAUGUCCAGGUGGUAUAGAGACUGCGGAUACUGCGGUAGAUGACGACCUCAGUUACGACGAUCUCGACUAUGGAGAGGAAGUCGACGCCCAAUCUGUUUGA
Messenger RNA from Pieris macdunnoughi, 723 nucleotides. The record is from the annotation of a GenBank genome assembly. Lineage: Eukaryota; Metazoa; Arthropoda; Insecta; Lepidoptera; Pieridae.